Molecule: messenger RNA, 562 nt
Organism: Lodderomyces jiufengensis
Lineage: Eukaryota; Fungi; Ascomycota; Pichiomycetes; Serinales; Debaryomycetaceae
Exons: 2
Source: RefSeq, a predicted model, not a curated record
ACAACAACAACAACAACAACAACAACAACAACAACAACAACAACAACAACAACAACAACAACAACAACAACAACAACAACCACAACAACAACAACAACAACCACAACAACAACAACAACAACAUCUUCAUCAUCAACAACAACAACCACAACAACAACAACAACAUGAAUUAAAAAAUCUGAUAAAUGAAGAUCAUUAUUAUGAUAUAUUAACAGGAGAAUCAAUAAUUCUCGACUGGGGUGAUGUUUUGGACGAACAGGAAGAUGAAAGUCAAGAUCAACAACAACAACAACAACAACACCAAUUGCAUUAUCAUUCAUUAUCAGGUUCAGUAAUUAUUGAUUUGGAUAAUGUAUUGGACGAAGAGGAUGAUUAUGUAAUGAACACAGCACCUUCAGUUGUCAUGGAAGAAGAGGAAAGGAAAAGUUACAUUAGUUUUAGAAAAUUAAUGAAAAUUGGUCCAAAUAUCAAAAAGAAAAUAGUAGCAGUUAAGGACUACUAUAAAAAAAAAUAUAAAGUUUUAAAAUAUACUAUCAACUUUAUUCAAAGACAAAAUUAUUAA